This is a messenger RNA of Haliotis rubra (blacklip abalone), 504 nucleotides long. RefSeq lists its product as uncharacterized. The transcript has 4 exons. The coding region runs from base 126 to 470 and encodes 114 amino acids. Lineage: Eukaryota; Metazoa; Mollusca; Gastropoda; Lepetellida; Haliotidae. The record is from RefSeq and is a predicted model, not a curated record.
CAAUACUGUCACAAUACACGUUUAUGUCCAUGUACGUUGGACGCAUUUAUUGUUAACUGCCCAUUGCGAACACACGCAUUUAGAAGUCUCUUCAGUGAUCAGGAAGACCUACUCGCCAAUACGUCAUGUAUCUGCAAGUAUUUACUCUUCUUCUCCUGGUCACCUGUGCCCUGGGAUCUGUUUCCCGUGGUGCGAUUGAAACGGAAACAAACAAGUGGGGAACAGUGAUUUCCUUUUGUACCUACAAAGGUAUUCGGUUCCUGCCCGGAUCGAAGUGGAAAACAACGGAAUGCAUGGACUGUUCGUGCUCAGACUCAGGACUCUACUGUCAAGGAUUUGGCUAUGCAGGAGGGGCAUUUGGGGCACCUGAGGGCUGCAAGGUUGUCAAUGAUGCCUGUCAGAUUAGGAUGGUGGAUGCGGAUGAUGAAUUGGACGACUGUGCGCCACCAGAGCUAAACAUUCAAGAGUAAUGUACUCCUGCAUCUGAUAAAAACAUCAAGUAAC